GGCUGUCCUUUUCUCAGCAGAGUCUCUCACCAACUCAGUGCUACAGACUCCCUCUUUAACCAUGUCCGUCAGAGCCAUGAAGACCACCACUUACUCCACUGCGUCUUCUCACAGGGGCCCAUCUCAAGGCUUCAGCAGCAGGUCCUACUCUGGCUAUGGUGGUGCCAGUCAGAGCAAUGCUGUCCGCAGCUCCUACGGGGGAGUGGGCAGCUGUGGUGCCAGUGUGGUUGCCGGGGGGUUUAAGGUGGCCGGUGGGUAUGUUGCUGGGGGUUCUUCGCAAAGAGGUGGCGGGGUAGAGUUUGGCUAUAUGGGAUUUGGUGGAGGUAUGGGAGGUGGCAUGGCCAAUGAGCUGGUGGCCCCCAUCACAUCAGUGACUGUGAACAAGAGCCUGCUGGCGCCGCUGAACCUGGAGAUUGACCCCAACAUCCAGGUUGUCCGCACCCAGGAGAAGGAGCAGAUCAAGGGCCUCAACAACCGCUUUGCCUCCUUCAUUGACAAGGUACGUUUCUUGGAGCAGCAAAACAAAAUGCUGGAGACUAAGUGGAAACUUCUGCAGGAACAGACAACGUCUCGCUCCAACAUCGACAGCAUGUUCGAAGCUUACAUCGCCAACCUGCGCAAGCAGCUCGACAACAUGGGUUAUGAAAAAGUCAAGCUGGAAUCUGACCUGCAUCACAUGAAGGGCCUGGUCGAGGACUUCAAAAACAAGUAUGAAGAUGAGAUUGAAAAGCGCAAUGAAUGUGAGAACAACUUUGUCCUCAUGAAGAAGGAAACAGAUGCAGCCUACAUGAUUAAAGCGGACCUGGAAGCCCAACUGGACGGGCUCUCUGAUCAGAUUGAAUUCUUGAGGCAGAUCUACAAUGCAGAAAUCAAUGAGCUCCAGGGCCAGAUCAAGGACACAUCCGUUGUGGUCGAGAUGGACAACAGCCGUAACCUUGACAUGGACGCCAUUGUCGCUGAGGUGCGCGCCCAGUAUGAGGAUAUCGCAAACCGCAGCAGAGCAGAAGCUGAGUCGUGGUACCAGACCAAGUACACAGAGAUGCAGAACUCAGCCAGCCAACAUGGUGACAACGUGAAAUCAACAAAGGCAGAGAUCGCUGAAAUUAACCGCAGGAUAAUGAGGCUCCAGUCUGAAAUUGACAUGGUUAAAGCACAAAGAAUCAAUUUGGAGACUCAGAUCGCAGAGGCCGAGGAGCGUGGUGAGCUGGCAGUGAAGGAUGCUAAGCUCCGCAUUAGAGAGCUAGAGGAGGCUCUGCAGAGAGCCAAGCAGGACAUGGCCAAUCAAGUCCGCCAGUACCAGGAACUGAUGAAUGUGAAGCUGGCCCUGGACAUUGAGAUCGCCACCUACAGGAAGCUGCUGGAGGGAGAGGAGGACAGGUUAGCAACAGGAAUCAAGAUCAAUGUAGCAAAACAGACAUCUGGGAACUACAGUGCCUACGGUCAAGAGAGCUACCGCACCCCAGUCUACACCAGCUGCUCCUUUGGAGGAGUCAAAGCCAGCAGCUCCUUUGGAGGAGUCAAUGCCAGCAGCUCCUUUGGAGGAGUCAAUGCCAGCAGCUCCUUUGGAGGAGUCAAUGCCAGCAGCUCCUUUGGAGGAGUCAAUGCCAGCAGCUCCUUUGGAGGAGUCAAUGCCAGCAGCUCCUUUGGAGGAGUCAAUGCCAGCAGCUCCUUUGGAGGAGUCAAUGCCAGCAGCUCCUUUGGAGGAGUCAAAGCCAGCAGCGGUUCCAUCACUGCCCUGGAGGGAGGAGCGGUGAAGAGCACCACGAUCACCAAGACAGAAACCGUGGUGAUCAAGACAGAGGUGGAGGAGAAGAAGACAGAGGUGCAAGAGAAGGAGACGGAGGUGGAGGAGAAGAAGACAGAGGUGGAGGAGAUGAAGACAGAGGUGGAGGAGAAGAAGACAGAGGUGGAGGAGACGAAGACAGAUGUGGAGGAGAAGAAGGAGGAGCAGGCGGUGAUCGAGGAGCCGGCUACAGUGGAGCAGAAGGAGCAGGAACAUGUGGAGGACGAGCCUGAACCUGUGGCUGAGGCUGUGGCUGAGGCUGAGGCUGAGGCUGAGGCUGAGGCUAAGGCUGAGGCUGAUGAGUGAUGAGCUCUGGUUUAAUGUUUUUGUCCUUGGUUGUUAAGAAUAAACACUGCUUUUUCUUCCAGUUUUUUAAUGGUAGAUUCGCCAAAGUGCCUUCACUCAAUACACAGACAAAACUUUCAGUCAGCUAACUUUGAUGAAGAGGUGAUAGCUGAUGAGAUUUUAUUCUGGUCUCUGGAAACUUGUGAAGGCUGAGAAAUUCUGUGUGUGUGCGUUUUAUUAUUGUAACUGUGGUCUUACUGCACCACACAUGUUAAGCCAACAGGUGGCAGUGCUGUAUUUGUUUUCCUCUGCUGUUUCCUUUUAUCGUUUGAAGAACAGGUAGCACUGUAAAAACUGUAAUUCAAAUUAAAUAAAAUUUAAUUUGAGCACUUUGGAGUAAAAUAAAACAUCACCAUGCUAAACUCCUAAAACUGCUGUAUCCAAACAGUAACAUAUAAUCAAAUGCUCUUCAUGACUUCUACUUAGAAAUACUUUUGUAGUUUUUCAGUGUGCUGCUGCUGCUGCAAAACCUGAGGUCCUGUUUGGUCAACAAUAAAUCUUCUUUAAAAAGUAAA
This is a messenger RNA of Limanda limanda (common dab), 2643 nucleotides long. Its product is annotated as keratin, type II cytoskeletal 8-like. The record is from RefSeq and is a predicted model, not a curated record. Gene Ontology annotation, molecular function: structural constituent of skin epidermis. Gene Ontology annotation, cellular component: keratin filament. Bases 62 to 2089 code for a protein of 675 amino acids. Gene Ontology annotation, biological process: intermediate filament organization; keratinization. NCBI's taxonomy places the organism in Eukaryota, Metazoa, Chordata, Actinopteri, Pleuronectiformes, Pleuronectidae. The transcript is spliced from 9 exons.